Radiomyces spectabilis is the source of this 845-nucleotide messenger RNA. RefSeq names its product TB2/DP1, HVA22 family-domain-containing protein. Bases 248 to 841 code for a protein of 197 amino acids. The transcript has 4 exons. The record is from RefSeq and is a predicted model, not a curated record. Lineage: Eukaryota; Fungi; Mucoromycota; Mucoromycetes; Mucorales; Radiomycetaceae.
AACGUUUUUGCAUCGUUUCCAACACUUUUGAUUUCAUGAAUUCAGACAGCAAUGGCAACGAUAAAGAUGAUACGCGAUAUUAUGCAACGUCAAAAGCGAUUGAACGGCUGAUCAGUAGCUUGAAUCGACGUUUACCUAUCAAUCUUGACUUCUUGACCGUGCCUUGUUGCCAAGCAUCGGUGUGCAUCCGUCGCUUGUGUUUCUCAGCUCCUCUGCUUCCCUUGUCUUUUUACUACGCCGUUGUUACAUGCGAUCCACGUCUCUCUUUAUUGCCGUAUUAGGCGUGGCCUACCCUGCAUGGCGGUGCUGGCACUUGGUCAAACAACAUGAAAACGAGCAGACCAUUGAACAUUUGCAAGAUUGCAAAGGGUGGGUCACCUAUUGGAUAAUUUUUGGGAUAUUACACGUGCUGGAUAACUGGAACCCGCAAUUAUUAUCCAUGUUCCCCAACUACAAUUUGUAUAAAAUUGCGCUGCUUUAUUGGGCCCAAAGUCCACAUUCGAAAGGCGCUUCCAUCCUUCACCGCCACGUUCUCCAAAAACCUGAGCAAUCUACCAACCCUCCUCCCGCACCACACCCCCAACCGUCCCACACUUCUCCUUUUCCACGUAAACCUUCCUUAUAUGAUGCCGAUGACCUCACCUUGACCAUUGAAAGGCGGUCCAUGCGAUUACUGGAUGGCUACAUCCCCAGUCUCGAUUUAUCGGGGAGCAGCCGGAACCACAGUCGACAAAGCAGUGUGAAUGGCCAUAUCGUCACCCCUGAAAAUGAGGAAAUCCAUGAACCUUCCAAAACUGCGCAAUUUCCAAUGGCCAUUAGUGCAGAUGAAGCUACAUGGUGAUGGG